AUGCAAUACUUCACCGCCAUCGCCGCUCUCUUCGCCAGCGUCGCCCUGUCCUCCCCUGUAGAGGUUCAGGACCGCCAAGUGUACAUCCCCUGCUCCGGUCUCUACGGCACAGCUCAGUGUUGCGCCACCGAUGUGCUCGGGGUCGCAGACCUGGAUUGCGCAGAUCCACCCACCGUCCCCACAAACGCCUCCGACUUCCAAGCAGAGUGCGCAGACAUUGGCCAGCGGGCUCGCUGCUGUGUUCUGCCCAUCCUCGAGCAAGGAGUCCUCUGCAACACUCCCACCGGUGUUACCGAUUAA
Diaporthe amygdali is the source of this 300-nucleotide messenger RNA. RefSeq lists its product as uncharacterized. The coding region runs from base 1 to 300 and encodes 99 amino acids. Lineage: Eukaryota; Fungi; Ascomycota; Sordariomycetes; Diaporthales; Diaporthaceae. Gene Ontology annotation, cellular component: extracellular region. The transcript has 2 exons. The record is from RefSeq and is a predicted model, not a curated record.